Messenger RNA from Cyphomyrmex costatus, 2071 nucleotides. Its product is annotated as elongation of very long chain fatty acids protein AAEL008004. Gene Ontology annotation, molecular function: fatty acid elongase activity. Gene Ontology annotation, biological process: very long-chain fatty acid biosynthetic process; sphingolipid biosynthetic process; fatty acid elongation, saturated fatty acid. The record is from RefSeq and is a predicted model, not a curated record. Gene Ontology annotation, cellular component: endoplasmic reticulum membrane. The coding region runs from base 689 to 1678 and encodes 329 amino acids. The transcript is spliced from 6 exons. Lineage: Eukaryota; Metazoa; Arthropoda; Insecta; Hymenoptera; Formicidae.
AGCGUGACCGCGUGUGUGAGCUUAGCAGCGACGCGGCGCGAUCCCUCUCUCUCACCCGGUUUCUCCUCUCGUCGCGUCCCUCUUCUUCCGCUUCGCCUCCCCCUUUCGUGCAUCCACCGCCGGCGGCACCGCCGAGGCCGGGCCGGGCGACGUUAGAAGAGGAGGAAGACUGACGCGUGCCGCCCGCCUGACGGACUGAAGAAAACUUGCGGCCGACGGCGGGCAGUCGUUACUCGAGUUUACCGAGCCGCGACGGUUAAAGCGUGUAAUUUUGUAAUUUCUCGUUAUUCACUUGCUUCGCCUCGUACGCGGCACACUUCAUCACGAGGUCGCGGCCGCCGCCGGAGGAAGUAACGACGAUCACGGAAGAAUCGCCCGAGGACGCCGAGGUUGUUGCCUUCGCGUUUACCGUCCUCCAGCGCGGAAGGUGGUGCUUCGCGUGCCGUGCGUUUAUGUGCGCGUUUAGGUGACAGAAGGAGAGACGGCGGCGGCGAACGACGAGGGGUGUUGCUGCGCGAGAGAUAUUACACAGUCGUCGACGAGUUGCCGGUUACGUGGUGCUCAUCGGAUAAAGGGUGCUUGGGAACGGCGAGACGGAUACGAUAAGUGGAGGACAGGCACAGGAGGACCAUCGUGUCACGACCGGGGAGAAGAAGAAAGGAACGUGUAAUAGCAGAUUCUAUUCAAGAUGACGAGCGCAGUGACAAAUCUGGUGCAUAGUUAUAGGGACCUCAUGGACAAUCAGUCCGAUUCCAGGGUAAAUGAUUGGAUAAUGAUGAGCAGCCCUUUUCCGACCUUGGCGAUAUGUUUGUCAUACGCUUACUUUAGCAAGGUUCUGGGACCGAAACUAAUGGAAAACAGAAAGCCUUUUGAUCUUCGGGGAGUCCUUAUUACGUAUAAUUUCCUACAGACUCUCUUCUCCAUGUGGAUAUUUUACGAGUAUCUUAUGAGCGGUUGGGCGAAAGGUUAUAGUAUCCAUUGCCAACCGGUGGAUUAUUCGUCCAGCCCAAUGGGCCUCAGAAUGGCAAGAACCUGCUGGUGGUACUAUUUUAGCAAAUUUACUGAGUUCUUUGAUACGCUGUUCUUUAUUCUAAGGAAAAAGAACCAACACGUUUCAACGCUUCAUGUAAUUCAUCACGGGGUAAUGCCCUUUUCUGUAUGGAUGGGGGUGAAAUUUGCACCAGGCGGCCACAGCACAUUUUUUGCCCUUCUAAAUACCUUUGUACACAUCGUGAUGUAUUUCUAUUACAUGGUAGCCGCGAUGGGACCGCAAUUCCAAAAAUACAUCUGGUGGAAGAAGUACCUCACUACCAUGCAAAUGAUACAAUUUGUGAUGAUCAUGUUCCAUCAAUUUCAAUUGUUCUUCAUCGAGUGCAACUAUCCGCGAGGUUUCAUGAUCUGGAUCGGCUUGCACGGUAUCCUAUUCUUCGGGCUGUUUUCGGAUUUCUACAAGACGAAAUAUACGGAUGACUCAAGAAAAAAUUCUGUGAAAAAGAUGCAAAACGGUACUUCCGCUGGAGCUUGCAUGCCAGUUUUGGACGAUAACGAUAGCACGACGCACAACGGUGUAUCCUCGUACACUACAAUCUACAACAAGGAGUACAACAGCUGUUACAGCAACGGCACAAACAACGGUUAUGUCGCUAAUAAUAACGUCACGGAGAAAAAACUCGCUUAGGACAUAUGGGAAGCUCGAACUUUUUUUUUUAUGUGCCGAUCAACUGCUCGUCUUAUCAUAUAAUUAUCAUGCUAUCGUGAGAAAUCAUUUCGCAACAUGUCCAUAAAUUAUACGUGAGAAUAUAAAGCCAAAUUACAUUCAUAUGUAUGGAGAACAACGAGACAACAUUCUCGGACGAAAAAAUUGGCACGUAUAAAGCGAGAUAUCUCGUUAUUCUGCGUUGCUAGCAGAGCAGUAGUUGUGUUCACUAACAUAGUAUCAUCGACGACAGGGCUGUUAUGAUGUUCGACGGUAAAACUAAUAGAAAAAGAAAGAAGAAAAACCAAAUGCGAUAUAACUAAUCGCUGAGAAAAAAAAUAUUGUGAAUCUUCAUUUUCGAGUCUUUGUAAGAUA